AUAUUGAAAUUGAAACAUCUUAUUUUCCAGGGUGUUGAUCCUCAAGCAAUGCGGUUGAUCCUGGAAUUCUUGAAAACUCAAAAAAUCGACUUCUCUCAUGAUGAAUCAAACGAAAAAUCGGAUAUUCCUGUACUCGAGUUGCUUGAAGCCUCCAGCAUGUACCAGUUCGAAUCAAUACAGGAGGAAUGCAUCUCCUACAUAAUCAACCACUGGCUAUCAGAUGAAAACGUUCUCCAGGUCAUGUUUACAGCUGAUAAAUUGAGCCUUACCAACCUCUAUAAGAAAACUAAAAUAAUGUCUUACUGGAACUUUAGUCAAAUCAGAUCCACUGAUUCGUUUCUGGACAUGAAUCUAGAAUGUCUAUUGAAGUAUUUGGACAGCGAUUACUUGCGAAGUGUUAGUGAAUUUGAGGUUUUUGAAGCCGUUUGUACAUGGUUGAAUCAUGCCUUCGAAGAAAGGGUAUUCAACACUUACGAAUUGCUGUCUGUGGUAAGGUUUGGUUUGUGUAGUGAGUUUGAUCUGAACAGUAUGAAGUAUUACAGUUUAAUUUCGGAGACACCACAAGCUGUUCUGAUCGUUGAUUAUUUGAUAAAGUUGAAGCAGGAUAGAGCAGGUGACUGUGAGGCGUGUGUGUUGAACAAGCAGUGUAGUUCGGCGGCUGGGGAAGACGAAGCUCUGUCGCCGGGAUCGCGACUGAAACGCAAACGCGCGGUGUCGCUGCGCUGCACAUGCACGGAUGCCACCACCGUGGAAACCGCUAAUAAGCUGUUGGUGAAAGGACCCCGUACUCUGCCUCUCGCUCCUUGUGUGGUCGCCAACCUACGGUUAGAAUCGCAGGAGUGUGCGUCGGAAAGCAGCAGCUCUAUGUCCACUUCCAAGUUCAUGAAGCAAAAGCUUGUGUCGCCCUUUUUGUUCUAUUGGGACGGCACUGCAUUGAAGCCGGAGAUUCUGCUGACGAAAAUUGAUGAGGGACCGUGCGAAGCGAUUGGCUACAGAACUGUUUGCAAAGACCUGAAACUGUAUGUUGUUGGUGGAGAAUACCUAAUGGGAUAUGGCGCACAUAAUACCUCUGUUUGGGUCUAUGACAUUUGGCGCGAAACAUGGACUUUUGAAACAAGUGUACCAAAAGCAGUGAGAAACCACGCACUGUGCUUUGAGGGUGAUUGUCUUUACGUGAUUGGAGGAGUUGGGAAGCACAGAGUGGUGGAAGAUACGCUCCACAUUUAUAAUCUGGUGACCAAAGCAUGGCGACUGGGCCCACCGCUCCCUCUGGCCAUGUAUUCAGCUGCAUGCUGUGUCUACAAGGAACAAAUUUUUGUUUUCGGGUCGAUUAUAGUGACGUUUCGACCGAAAGAGAACACUUGGAUAGCAAUGAACAACAUUAUCAUUCCUAACAAUUUGUCUGUCGCGGCAGCAAUGACUGAUAAUGAGUGGAUGUACGUGAUUGCCAACACGCAACCUGAUCUCUAUCGCUUUAAACCAUACUCUGAACGCGUUGAACUAGAACAUCUGGGCCGUUUCCAAAUUGAAGGGAAGAACGCUUGUCUUGUCAACAAUGUCAUCUACAAAUUCGGUUACGACAUCACCGACUACAAAUAUAAUUUGGAAAUGUACUCAAUUGAAACGAAAACUUUCAAAGUCUUGUGGGAGUGCACUGAUACCGUUAUUGGCCUUGACACUGCCAAUGAAGGGUGUUUCCCUUUGCCAAUAAAUAUCUAAUGGAAUAUUACCAUUACAGUUUACUGAACUACGCUUGAGGUAUACGCUUAGACCGCUUUAUUAGAUAAAAGUUGUAGUGCAAGUAGAGACGAUUCCUUCUAGGAUAUCAUUAGCUUUUCUUUUUUGUGAUUUAGAUUAGAAAUUAUUAGUUAAAAUCAGUAGGAGUUGACCUAGUAGGUAAUUCAAGGGAGAAAAAAGGUACAGUAUUCCUGAAAUCCAAAAAAUGAGUGAUGUAUCAAAUGACUGAUCCAUUCAAGACUGAUAAUUCUUCCAAGUACUCAAUUUGUUAAGUCCUGAAACUACUUUUUUGUCACUUAGUACAAACUGAAAUAGCCUGUAUUCCUUUAUUUUUAUAUUUAUGAUAGGUAUAUCCCAAUAUUAUAUGAUAUAGUAAUAACACAACAUCAAAAACUGAAAUUACGACUGAUUUAUGUUCUCUAGGAAAUUUUUAUAAUACGUGGCCGUUUAUAUGUCAAAUCUAAAUAAACCAACAAAUUUAUAAUAGGCCCGUGAAUCACCCAUGAAGAAGCUAAUGUUGAAAUCUUUGGAAUACCCGACAAAUCAGCUAUCAGAUAAUCAAGUAGGCCUAUUUACUCUAUAAAUUUUCCUAGCUCUUAAUUCAACAAUUUUGCGUGAUUUUCUAAUUAUUCAGUUAUUUUCUGUUCUGGAAUAAAAUAUAGAAAAGGUGGAAUACAGACAUGAAUUCAAUCUAACAAGUAUUUAUGGUGGGGUGUUAGUAUCCUUUAAACAUUAAUAAUAAUUCCUCUGAUUGCCAAUGAAUAGCAACCAGAAGAGUUUAUUGACGAAACAUAUACAUAAUUAUUAUAUUAUACAUACAAAAGUUGCUAAUACUAAACUUAGUUCUAAUUAUGAUACCCCAGUAUAAUAAUAUGUGUCGGGGUGAAUCCUUUGAACAUUAAAGGAUGGUCAUUAUAGGUUGUUGUAUUCGAUAAAAAACGUCAUAGAUUUGCUCAAGCUAUUGCAGCUAUUGAAAACUUAUA
Molecule: messenger RNA, 2720 nt
Organism: Nilaparvata lugens (brown planthopper)
Lineage: Eukaryota; Metazoa; Arthropoda; Insecta; Hemiptera; Delphacidae
Product: kelch-like protein 6
Exons: 5
Coding region: 49-1719 (556 amino acids)
Molecular function (GO): protein binding
Source: RefSeq, a predicted model, not a curated record